Parasteatoda tepidariorum (common house spider) is the source of this 859-nucleotide messenger RNA. The record is from RefSeq and is a predicted model, not a curated record. Lineage: Eukaryota; Metazoa; Arthropoda; Arachnida; Araneae; Theridiidae.
AUGACUUCGCAGAUAAUUUUUNGAGAUGACAUUUUAGAAAGAGAUCUGAAUAUCAGAGAUGAAGAAUAUUUGGAACACAGCUCAUUGACAGGGCAAAAGUCAAUGCAAGGAGGAAAUGGUGAAGGCUAUAAACUACUAAAACCAGACGGAAGCAUACCAAAUCAACAAUUUGUAAAAACAGAUUCUUUACCUGCAUUUUGUAAUCCAGCCAACCCCUGCCCAUUGGGAUUUAAAGCUGAAGAUGGAUGUCUAGAGGAAUUUGAGAAUACAGCUCGAUUUUCUCGGAGUUAUCAAGAAGCUCAAAACUGUCUAUGUGACUCAGAACAUAUGUUUGAUUGCCCAGGAAACACCAGAGAAAAUGAAAUCGACGCCUUAGCCCGAUCAUUUGAAAAUGAGGGUUUAGCAGAUGCUACUCUAGAUAAACUGAUGCAAAAUAUGGAUAUAAGAAGUGACCACAAAGUUGUGGCGAAGAAAUUUUUCUCCCAUAAGUCACCAAAUCCGUUUUUACAAGGAGAAAAACUACCCGUGGUAGCAAAGAAAGCUCCUACAAUAAAGUAGCACAAACCUCCAAGAAGCCAGUCAUGAUCUUAGAUCGUUAAAUUGUAGAAAUAUUUCAUGUUUCUUUCUUGAAUGAUUUACGCUUAGUACUUUCCCAUACUUAUAUAAAUAUUUCCUUAUUGUACAAAAAAAAUGCUCUUGUUGGAUUUUAAAAAAAAAAUAUUUUGAAAAGCAAAGGUUAGAAGUGGACCAUGUAUGCAGAUGUUGUAAGCCCCGCUGUUGAUAUGCCUGUAACUAUAUAAAUCCUUUAUUAGUGUAAUUAUAUAAAAAUGACAAUAAACGUUAUUUGUUGUUCAUUAAA